Molecule: messenger RNA, 177 nt
Organism: Pyricularia pennisetigena
Lineage: Eukaryota; Fungi; Ascomycota; Sordariomycetes; Magnaporthales; Pyriculariaceae
Exons: 1
Source: RefSeq, a predicted model, not a curated record
GAUAACGGUGUGAGUAAAGCCUACAUUUACUGGUUAGGUACAGUAAAGUAUCUUGAGUACCUCCUGGCCUGCUGGCCUACCUCACAUAUCGGUCAACUCCACCGUAAUUGCGCUGUGGAUCCCCGACUGAUCGUCUUUGAGCCAGCCAGGCCAGGCUUGCCUCACAACACCACAUAA